AUGAUGACCACAGGUGACAUGCGUGGGCGGGGCCAGCCUCUGCCCCGCCCUCAUGACCCUCUAGACCGAGGUGACGAAGACCAGGACUGUGAGGACCGCCCUGAUGGUGGCGUGCUAGACCGAGGUGACGAAGACCAGGACUGUGAGGACCACCGACCUGAUAGUGGCGUGCUAGACCGAGGUGACGAAGACCAGGACUGUGAGGACCACCGACCUGAUAGUGGCGUGCUAGACCGAGGUGACGAAGACCAGGACUGUGAGGACCGCCCUGAUGGUGGCGUGCUAGACCGAGGUGAAGAAGACCAGGACUGUGAGGACCACCGACCUGAUAGUGGCAUGCUAGACCGAGGUGACGAAGACCAGGACUGUGAGGACCGCCCUGAAGACGAGAAGGCGUCUUCUGAGUGGUCCCGGCGGACGCGCUACACGGAGGCGUGCAAGCGCUUCAAGGUGGUCCCGGUCUCCUAUGUCGUGCAGCACUUGCAGGAAGACCGCUUGUCCUUGGCGCACCGUGGACUUGGACCUCAGGGCGCCAAAGCGCUGGCGGUCGCCCUGGCAACCAACACUUCAAUCCUCAGCCUCAACCUGCGAGAUAAUGGCUUGGAGGGAACGGGAGGAGCGGCCGUCGCCGACGUGCUGAAGGAGAAUUGUCACAUUACAGAGGUGGACAUGUCCGACAACCGUGUCGGGGACAUAGGCUGCCAGGCCGUGUCCUCCAUGCUGAAGGAGAACAACAGCCUGCUUCGUCUGGACCUGUCAGGCAAUCGUCUUGGCGACCAGGCUGCGGAUCACCUGAGCCCCGCCCUGCACCGCAACGCCACCCUGCAGCGUCUGGACCUGAGCCACAAUGCUCUGGGAGAGCGAGCAGGACUUACUCUGGGAGACGCUCUGUCGGAGAACACCGGCUUGCGAUGGUUGAGUCUGGCCUGGAACAGCAUCAGAGGAAGAGGAGCUGCCGUCUUGGCCAACGGGCUCGGGGGAAACUUCUUCCUAAGAAGUGUGGAUUUGUCUUAUAAUGGCUUUGGCAAGGAAGGAGCUCGGGCUUUAGGACAAGCUCUUAAAGACAACAACGUCCUGGAGGAGCUAAACGUCAGCAACAACAGAAUCCCCCCUGAAGGAGCCGUCUACCUCGCCUGCGGCCUCAAAGUCAACAAGACCCUCCGAUGCCUGAACCUGGGUCGGAACCCCAUCCAGAGUGUCGGCUGUUCCAGAAUCCUCAAGUCCAUCCAGGAGAACCCGGAUCCAGCUGUGGAGGAACUGAACUUUUACGACAUUGCGGUGAACCAGGAGUUUGAAGACCUGUUCAAGACUGUGAAGGACAUGCACCCAGCGCUCACGGUCCACCAUGGCGGCAAGAUCGGCAUGUUCGGGAACACGCAGGCUCCUGCCAACGCCGCUCAUCCGUCUGUGCGCACCUCGGGACACGCCCACGGGUGAGCACAUCCAGGGACGCGCCGCGCAGGUCCCCGCCCUGCAGCAGCCACCAGCUGCAUUCACUCACCGGCAAUCUACACUCCUGGGUCUGAUGAGGGCAGGCUCAAUAAAGGACCAGUGGACCCAAGGAUCGGCGCGGGAACUUAGCUUUCUCAUGGUGUACCUACCCUCCGUCGCCUGGAAAGUGAGAUGUGCGUCUCAUUUUCCCCCUGGAUCUCCCUCUGGACUCUGACUGCUUCCUUCGUUCCUCGACCUCUUGCUCGCCCCUGGAUUCCGACGCCUCUCUCUCACCCCGGAUAACCUGCCUGCCCCAUGGACUUCCUCGUAUCUCGUUCAACACGUUGGUAACACUCACUUCAGUUAACUACACACAUAGUCUUACACCACACACACUCUUGUAUUUUAGUCACACACUCCAUAUCUAUA
Messenger RNA from Nerophis lumbriciformis (worm pipefish), 1860 nucleotides. RefSeq lists its product as uncharacterized. Gene Ontology annotation, molecular function: protein binding. NCBI's taxonomy places the organism in Eukaryota, Metazoa, Chordata, Actinopteri, Syngnathiformes, Syngnathidae. The record is from RefSeq and is a predicted model, not a curated record.